AUGGCGCCCUCCGCGGCGAGUGCUGACAGCAGCAGCCGCGCAAGCGCCGUGGUGGCACCGCUACUAUCAAUCGGCGGCCCCCUGUCGGCGUUGGCGGCAGCGCUGGCCGUCGUCAAUGGCUACAUCACAACGCCAACGGCCCUCCUCAUCGUCGCCCUGCUUGGCGCCGCGGCGUACGCGCUGCGCGCGCUGGCGGAGCCGGCUGUGGGGCUGCCGUCAUGGCAGCAGGCAGUGCAGCUAGCUCGGGGCCGGCGGUCUAUCUUCCCUAGGGACUUUACUGGCGCCAAGCUGGAGAGGUGGCAGAUCGAAACUAUGCUGGAGGCGGCUAGGUGGGCGCCCACACACAAAAAGACAGAGCCGUGGCGCUUCGUGGUGCUGGGCGGCGACGCCAAGGCGCAGUUUGAGGCCCUGACGAUGCGGCUGUGCCGCGAGCGGCUGCCGCCUGAGAAGGCAGAGGCGACGCUGACCAAGCUGGAGCGCAAGGCCGGGAAGGACUGGAAGAAUGUGGCCUGCUACAUCGCAAUAUGCGUCAAGCGCAGCCCGGACAAGCUGCCCGAGUGGGAGGAGGUGGCGGCUGUGUCGUGCGCGGUGCAGAACCUUUCAUUGGUCGCGACAUCGGUGGGGGUCGCGGGUUACUGGACCAGCUGGCAGGAAGCAGCGCGCACCGCGCCAGAGAUGCACGAGUUCCUGGGCAUCGGCCCCGACGACCUGUGCAUCGGCUACUUUGUCGCGGGCGUCGCCGACCCCGAGCGCGCGGCGUCAUACAAGGCGUCGCGGCAGCCGCUCGACAGCGUCGUGGAGUGGCGGCUCUGA
Molecule: messenger RNA, 813 nt
Organism: Monoraphidium neglectum
Lineage: Eukaryota; Viridiplantae; Chlorophyta; Chlorophyceae; Sphaeropleales; Selenastraceae
Product: nitroreductase
Exons: 6
Coding region: 1-813 (270 amino acids)
Molecular function (GO): oxidoreductase activity
Source: RefSeq, a predicted model, not a curated record